UCAGGAGGAUCAUAUCAAUGAACAGCUAGUCCUCUGAAAGAAUCUAUUGUGUAAUAUCUUGUUGACUCUUGGAUCUGUCAAAGGAGCUAGAUGGGUUCCAGAUUCCCAUCUCAUCAACUCAGCAAUGGCCUUUAUGUAUCAGGCCGGCCAGAGCAACCAAAGGAAAGGACUCCAACUAUGAGCUCAGUUGCGACGCCCUAUACUGGUGGAGAUAUCAAGAAGUCAGGAGAACUAGGAAAGAUGUUUGAUAUCCCUACAGAUGGCUCCAAGUCCAGAAAAUCUGGACCUAUAACUGGUGCUUCUUCUAGGACUGGAUCAUUUGGAGGUGCCGCUUCACAUUCAGGACCAAUCCCUAAUGCUUCAGCUCGUGCCGGCUAUACUACAUCAGGACCCAUAUUAUCUGGAGGAACUGGUUCAGCAAAGAAGUCAAAUUCUGGACCACUGAAUAAGCAUGGGGAACCCAUAAAGAAGUCAUCUGGUCCUCAAUCUGGUGGGGUAACACCAACUGGCCGCCAAAACUCUGGGCCUCUUCCCCCUGUUCUCCCUACCACAGGUCUCAUUACUUCUGGACCCAUUUCUUCCGGCCCACUAAAUGCUUCUGGUGCCCCUCGAAAAGUUUCUGGUCCUUUGGAGUCAAUGGGAUCAAUGAAAGUACAAGGAUCAUCUAUUGUUCACAAUCAGGCCAUUACUACUCUUAGCCAAGAUGAUGAGUUUUCAUUUAGGAAAAACUUCCCUAAGCUAAUAUUAUGGUCUCUGAUUCUUCUCUUCGUGAUGGGGUUCAUAGCUGGUGGUUUUAUUUUCGGUGCAGUCCACAAUCCAAUACUCCUCAUCGUGGUUGUGAUCCUUUUCAGUGCAGUUGCUACACUAUUCACAUGGAAUACUUAUUGGGGAAGAAGAGCUAUUAUAGGUUAUAUCGGUAGUUAUUCGGAUUCUGAGCUCAGAACUGCCAAGAAUGGACAAUUUGUGAAGGUGUCAGGGGUGGUUACUUGUGGUAAUGUGCCUCUUGAGUCAUCCUUUCAAAAGGUUCCUAGAUGUGUGUAUACCUCCACAAGUUUAUAUGAGUAUCGAGGAUGGGAUUCAAAAGCUGCCAACACUACACAUCGUCGUUUUUCUUGGGGGCUCAGAUCCAUGGAAAGACGUGUGGUAGACUUCUACAUCUCUGAUUUCCAAUCUGGGUUGAGAGCUUUGGUUAAGACAGGCUCUGGAGCAAGGGUGACUCCGUAUGUUGAUGAUUCAAUUGUCAUUGAUGUGAAUCCCAUUAAGGAAGAGUUGUCUCCAGAGUUUAUUAGGUGGUUGGGAGAGAGAAACCUUUCAAGUGACGAUCGUGUGAUGCGGUUGAAAGAAGGGUACAUUAAAGAAGGAAGCACAGUUAGUGUAAUGGGCGUCGUCCAGAGAAAUGAAAAUGUGUUGAUGAUUGUUCCUCCACCUGAGCCGAUUACUACUGGAUGCCAAUGGGCCAAAUGUAUCUUCCCAGCUAGCCUUGAGGGCAUUGUUUUGAGAUGCGAUGAUGCAUCAAAGAACGAUGCCAUACCAGUUUAGCAGUAAAGUAAAUUGCUAAUGUUUUUAGGUAUUGCUCUUUGGAGAGUAUAUUUUUUCCCCUCUAUUUAUUAUUGAUGUUGGUGGGAGUGAAAAAGUUAGUGUGAAGCAGGUUAGGAUGUGAGUGGGGGGUGUGUAGUACUUUAACUUUGUGUAUAGUUGUCCAGGGUUCCUUUUCGAUUUCUACCUUUAGGUUUGAAGGCUUUUGUAAUAGGGUGGCUUUAUGAAGCAGAGAAUUUACAUGUUUAAUUAGAUCUAAUGUUCAUGUUAAAUAGAAAGGC
Messenger RNA from Fragaria vesca subsp. vesca, 1817 nucleotides. RefSeq lists its product as uncharacterized. NCBI's taxonomy places the organism in Eukaryota, Viridiplantae, Streptophyta, Magnoliopsida, Rosales, Rosaceae. The coding region runs from base 91 to 1539 and encodes 482 amino acids. The record is from RefSeq and is a predicted model, not a curated record. The transcript has 4 exons.